UAAGGCCGGCUGUAUAAAAAUUUUUGGAAACCAAACCUGCACUCUUCUUGGAUCUCCCCAAAGAAGAUAGCUAUUGUUUUAAAAUAACCGGCAUCGAACCGGGCCCUAGCAUCGCCCUACAUUUGGGCUACUGCUGAUUCACCGAGUGUACCUUCUGGCCCCAAAUGCUUGGAGGGAAAUGCCCUCCCCUGGGCCUUCCCUUGUCACCGCUGACCCUCGCUCCACAGCCACAGCUUGGAAAACAAGAAUAAAAUCAUGAAGGAAAACACUCUCAGGUCCCCAUUAUAACCAGGUUUUUCAAUCUCAAGCAUAAAUCCAGAGAAUAAAAUACUCAUAUGAGAUGAUUAGACAAUAAUAUGAAUCUUGGGACUGUUCUUAGGGCAAUAAAAGGAUCCCACUAUGUGCUAAGAAUUUAAUACCAACCCCCUCACAUUUUUUGUUGUUGUUGAGCAGAAGAGGGUAAAAUGAGACAUAAGAAAACCGGAGUGUUUAAAUUGCUCCCCAAUAAUUCUUUUUCUAUUGCCCGAAAUGGCAUAACAAUACCGUCCCCAAACUGGCAUCAUUAACUUAAGAAAUUUCCUUUGGAUCAAUUCCACUAAAGAUUGUAUCCAGGGCAAAUAAGUGCUGGUCAUUUCAAUCCUCAGGUCUUGCCAAUGUCUCCUACUGGAUUCAUACUUACUUAGCUCUGGUCCUGACAAAAGACAUCAUUGUCACUUAAUAUCAGUUUCUUCUAUUAGCUUUUUUUGUCAUAUAGGAUGGUGGUGGUGGUGGCACUUCAGUCAUACCUUUAGUAUAUCAGUUUACACUUGAUGUAUAAUUCAUUAUGCUGAGUACAUGAAGCUGAAAGGGAGCUCUGAGUUCUGCAUACUGGAAACUAGUUAGUGAAAACAGGUUAUUUUGCUUUUCUAAUCAAGUAUAUAAUUGCAUUUAAAAAUUCAUUCUAGAUUUAGUUUUUUGCCUGGUAAUUUUCUUUAAAACACUAGGCUUUUGAAUAUGGAUUUAUAUCUGGAAGUUACAGUUGAAGUGUUUUAUCAUUAAUAUUAUAUUAAUAUGUUUGCUGCUGCUACCAAGAGCUUUGUUAAACAAGUUGGAGAUGGAGGGAGAUUAGUUCCCGUUCCAAGCCUCAGUGAAGCUGACAAAUAUCAGCCUUUGAGCCUUGUGGUUAAAAAGAAAAGAUGCUUUUUGUUACAGAGAGCUACAUUUACCUCAACACCUUUUACACUGAAUGAUAUUCUCCUAGGAGACAGAGAAAUUUCAGCUGGUAUUUCAUCCUACCAAUUAUUGAAUUAUGAAGAUAAAUCAGAUGUUUCCCUCUAUGGAAACAGACGAGGAAAUCAUAUGGUGAAUGAUGUUGGGAUUAAUGUUGCUGGAUCAGAUUCUAUUGCAGUAAAAGCUUCAUUUGGUGUGGUAACUAAGCAUGAAGUGGAAGUAACGACAUUACUCAAGGAACUUACUACUAGAAAAAUUAACUUUGAUCAUUGCUUAAUCCGUCAAUCAAGGAGUAGUAGAAAGGCAGUAUUGUGUGUGGUCAUGGAAAGUAUUAGAACAACACGCCAGUGUUCAUUAUCUGUUCAUGCUGGAAUGCGUGGGGAAGCAGUGAGGUUUCACAUUAUUGAUGAACAAAACCCAAAGGGAAGAGACAAAGCUAUUGUUUUUCCAGCACACACAACCAUAGCUUUUAGUGUUUUUGAACUUUUCAUUUAUUUGGAUGGUGCCUUUGACCUUUGUGUCACUUCAGUGUCAAAAGGAGGAUUUGAAAGAGAAGAAACAACAACAUUCGCAAUAUUCUACAGAUUAAGAAAUAUACUGUUUGAACGAAAUAGAAGGGUGAUGGAUGCUAUUGCUCGCUCUGAACUUUACAUGGAUGACCUUUUCUCAGAUUACUACUAUGAUAAAUCCCUCAGUAUGACUGACUUCUCUCUUAGAGAAGGGACUCAUGUCCGAGUUAAUUUACUCAAUCACAAUAUUCCAAAAGGACCUUGUGUCCUCUGUGGAAUGGGCAACUAUAAGAGGGAAACUGUUUAUGGAUGUUUUGAGUGUUCUUUCAAUGGACAAAAGUAUGUAAGACUUCAUGCUGUGCCCUGCUUUGAUGUUUGGCACAAGAGAAUGAAAUAAAAUAAGUGCCUUU
Messenger RNA from Sarcophilus harrisii (Tasmanian devil), 2128 nucleotides. It is a transcript of the gene PJVK, whose product is annotated as pejvakin. Lineage: Eukaryota; Metazoa; Chordata; Mammalia; Dasyuromorphia; Dasyuridae. Gene Ontology annotation, cellular component: cytoplasm. Gene Ontology annotation, biological process: programmed cell death. The record is from RefSeq and is a predicted model, not a curated record. The transcript is spliced from 6 exons. The coding region runs from base 1051 to 2115 and encodes 354 amino acids.